AUGUCCACAUUCGCAGAUGACAAAGCACCAAUAUGCAUCCCCUUCAUCACGCAGCUCCUCCAAACCCACCGGACCAAAUCCCCGGACCGCCCGCUCAUCAUCGGCCUCAACGGCAUGCAGGGCGUCGGCAAGACGACUCUCGUCGCGCCGCUGGCCGCCGCCCUCAACGCCCGUGGCAUCCACACGCUCGUCUUCAGCAUCGACGACUUUUAUCUCCCCCACGACGAGCAGGUCAGGCUAGCCGCGUCGCAUCCUGAGAACGCACUCGUGCAGCAUCGCGGGGAGCCAGGCACGCACGACGUCCCCCUGGCAAAGGCUGUCUUUGCUUCGCUCCUCAACAACUUGCCCACCUCUAUCCCGCAGUACGACAAGGCCCUCUUCUCCGGACAGGGCGACCGCCUGCCGCCCUCCCAGUGGCGGCCGGCCAACCACCCGGGCCAACCACCCGUCCAGGUCGUCAUCUUUGAAGGCUGGUGCGUCGGCUUCCGUUCCGUCCCGGCUGCUCAGGUGGAGGCGAAGUGGAAAGGCCCCAGUAGGACCUUGCAUAAACAUAAACUGGAGCACUUGCAAUUUGUCAAUGAGGAACUGAGCAACUACGACGCCCUGACGGAUUCUUUUGACGCGUUUAUACAUAUUGACUCUGAGGAUGCAGAGUACGUGUAUGCCUGGCGACAGGAGCAGGAAGAUUCGUUGCGGGCCACCAGGGGUGAUCCGACGGCGGGGAUGACUCCCGAGCAGGUGGUCAGGUUUGUGGAUGGGUAUUAUCCUGCCUAUGAGCUCUAUACAGAUGGUAUGAGGAGAGGAAUAUUCAAGGACAGGCCCGAGUGUCAGUUGCGCAUGAUUGUUGGUAGGGAUAGAAAGGUCAAGGAAGUUGUGCGGAUAUGA
Metarhizium brunneum ARSEF 3297 is the source of this 885-nucleotide messenger RNA. RefSeq lists its product as uncharacterized. The record is from RefSeq and is a predicted model, not a curated record. NCBI's taxonomy places the organism in Eukaryota, Fungi, Ascomycota, Sordariomycetes, Hypocreales, Clavicipitaceae. Gene Ontology annotation, cellular component: cytoplasm. Gene Ontology annotation, biological process: SRP-dependent cotranslational protein targeting to membrane. Gene Ontology annotation, molecular function: GTP binding.